AUGGCAUCCGCUGUCACCGAAACCGCACCUACGGUGGUCCCCAUCGUCGAGGACAAGAUUACACUGACAGGCCUCGCACGCGAGCCUCUCAAGUCCAAUGGAACCCUCGAUGCAUUUGAGUCCUUCGACGUCACUCCGGUCAUUGGAAGGGAAUUCCCCAAUGCCAACUUGAAGGACUUCCUGCGCGCCCCUAAUUCCGAUGAUCUGCUUAGGGAACUUGCUCUAACCAUCUCCCAACGAGGAGUGGUAUUCUUCCGUAAGCAGGAUGGUCUAACCGACGACCUGCAAAAGGAACUUGUCCAACGACUUGGUGAACUCUCAGGCAAGCCAAGCACCUCUGGUUUGCAUAUCCACCCAGUAGCAAACUCUGGCCGGGAACACAGCGUUAAGGAUGAUGAGAUUAGUGUGAUCAGCUCCGCAAGCUGGCAAAAGCUGUACCAGAUCAAAGACCAGCUAAAGCAGAGUGCGCGCAAAGAGUGGCACAGUGACAUCACCUUCGAGCCCAUUCCUAGCGAUUAUACUCUCUUGCGUCUCACAGAGCUUCCUAAAACCGGUGGCGACACCUUGUGGGCCUCAGGUUACGAGGUUUACGAUCGUAUCUCCGAGCCCUACCAGAAGUUCUUGGAGGGCUUGACCGCAACCUAUGCGCAACCCGGCUUCAACGAAAUUGCCAAGCGCAACGAUUUCACCAUCCACCCUGGUCCUCGUGGUGCACCUGAGAAUGUCGGCGAGGACCUCCAAGCCGAGCACCCUGUCAUCCGUACCAACCCUGUCACCGGUUGGAAGAGUGUCUUCGCUGUCGGCACACACGUGCAGAAGGUCAACGGUGUCACCGAGGCGGAGAGCCGUCAGCUUCUCGACUGGUUCGUGAGUCUCAUUGUUGAGAACCACGAUCUCCAGGUGCGCAAUCGCUGGCAAAACCCGAAUGAUCUUGCUAUCUGGGAUAACCGAUCGGUAUACCACGCAGCUACUUGGGAUUAUAAGGGACUUGGCCCGCGCACUGGACACCGUGCUGUCGGCCUUGGAGAGAGACCCUAUUUGGAUCCCAAGAGCAUUGGUAGACGGGAAGCACUCGCCAAGAGCGCAUAG
Molecule: messenger RNA, 1089 nt
Organism: Penicillium vulpinum
Lineage: Eukaryota; Fungi; Ascomycota; Eurotiomycetes; Eurotiales; Aspergillaceae
Product: TauD/TfdA dioxygenase family protein
Exons: 4
Coding region: 1-1089 (362 amino acids)
Cellular component (GO): cytoplasm
Molecular function (GO): 2-oxoglutarate-dependent dioxygenase activity
Source: RefSeq, a predicted model, not a curated record